AAGAAUUAAAGCAGGAAGUGAAUAGCAAGAGCGUUAGUUUAUAUUUUCCUCGUUGACAUGUGGCUUUAUAGACCCUAAAAUUCCCAAAUUACAGAUGGAGUUGAAUACGUUUCUUACUCAGCGGCUAACAGCGGCCGCUGUGGAGAUAUCGGCUGUCUUUGAAAAAAAGAUUGUCGAGUACCAGGUAGAAAUCUCCCGUUCGAAGGAGGAGAACAAACGUCUGCAGCGGCUGUUGGAUUUGGUUUUCCACCCGGAAAUCAAGUUACAUCGAGCAGACUCCCAGCAGCUCUCUCUUCCUGUCUAUGAAGAGGAGGUUACACAUGAGCAGCAGCACUGUGAGCAGGAGAGGAGCCCCAGUCUGGGGCAGGAGGACCCAGAGCCCACACAGAUUAAAGAGGAACAGGAGGAAGUCAGGACCAGUCAAGAGGAAGACCAGCCUCAAGAUCUGGAACCUGAUAUCAAAGACCUCUUGAUUCCUGCCUGUGUGAAAAGUGACUAUGAACAGGACCCAUCUCUGCCCUCACAUCUUGACCAAACCUUGAAGAACAGAGUGAGGGACUCUCUACCCACCAACACAACAAAACAGAUCAAAACAGAACCUGAUGUAGAGGAUUACAGCGUAUCAGAACCAACCAGGGACUCUCAGCUCCUCUCUGCAGUAAAUCCAGACUGUUCUGCAGCUCUGGGUGAAAACAGAGUAUCAGAACCAACCAGUGACUCUCAGCUCCUCUCUGCAGUAAAUCCAGACUGUUCUGCAGCUCAGAGUGAAAACAGAGUAUCAGAACCAACCAGUGACUCUCAGCUCCUCUCUGCAGUAAAUCCAGACUGUUCUGCAGCUCAGAGUGAAAACAGAGUAUCAGAACCAACCAGUGACUCCCAGCUCCUCUCUGCAGUAAAUCCAGACUGUUCUGCAGCUCUGGGUGAAAACGGUAAAGUUCAUCAGAGUCCCAGCAAUUCUUCAGAACAAGAUUCUAGUAACGUGGAAUCAAAUGAAGCAUCUAGUUUCUCUACCUGGACUGAGGAAGUCAUCUCAGUAACAGACAGCCACUCUUCAGACAGUAGCUCCUGCACUAAAGAAGACUCUGAGGCACGGAAACCAGCAAAGAGAACAUGCCAUUCUAGUGGUGUGGUGAACGAACCAUCUUAUUUGUCCAACUUAUGUGAUGAAAACAACCCGGGGACUGAGAUCAGCCCUUCAGACGGCAACAAUGACAUGGACAUCCGAACACCCUCUGGGGCUCCUAGUCCAGCUAAGAGGAUAUGUCUGAGGGUGCAUGAUGCUGCCGUAGCAAGACGUGGGAGUGGAGAGAUGGCCUCCUGUUCCCGUCCCAAAGUGCCAGGAUCCACUCCAUGUUACACCCACUGCUUGCACAGUCAAGGUCUGUACAUCCGAAAGUCACUACGGAAGCAUGUCAGAUACUGCCCUCUGAACCCCAAAGCUGAAGAACCAAAACCUGGACCAAAGAGGAGGAUUCAGUCAGCAAUGGCGUUUAUGAUGCGUCCUCAACCCGACUACGUCAGCACAGGUCUUUGGAAGAUCGUUUGUGGUAUGAACUCCGGCCAAGUUUCAUUUGUGGUUAGAAAUGACAAAUGUAUCCUCCUCAUGGGAGAGGAGCUGUACAACAAACUACAGCCAGAUAACAGAAGAAACAAAUACAUUCAACAAAGAAUGAGAGAGGUGGCGAGACUCCUCAUCACGGCCAGGACGUGUACACCUCUGAUGUGCUUUGAGGACUUGGUCAUACCUAGUAAUUUACCUCACGUCAUCACGGCAGUGAGAGCUGUUGCUGGCUACAACGAGGAGAACAAAACGUACGACCGUCCGACGCUGGCUGUUCAAAUGGGAUACAACUUAAUGAACAUUGGCAGCGCUGUGGAAUCCUGUGCACUGAGGUCAGGACGACGCAAAGUCGCGGAGUCUGCUGGCAAAUUCAAACGUUUCAAGUGGAAUGAGGUUGUUUUGGCUGGAGCGCUGACCACUCUCAGUGAACCCCAAAAUAAAUGCGCCCAGCCGACAUUUCGCAUUCUUCCCAGCUGA
This is a messenger RNA of Oncorhynchus masou masou (cherry salmon), 2038 nucleotides long. RefSeq lists its product as uncharacterized. The transcript has 4 exons. The record is from RefSeq and is a predicted model, not a curated record. The coding region runs from base 95 to 2038 and encodes 647 amino acids. NCBI's taxonomy places the organism in Eukaryota, Metazoa, Chordata, Actinopteri, Salmoniformes, Salmonidae.